Molecule: messenger RNA, 4819 nt
Organism: Ciona intestinalis (vase tunicate)
Lineage: Eukaryota; Metazoa; Chordata; Ascidiacea; Phlebobranchia; Cionidae
Source: RefSeq, a predicted model, not a curated record
UUUACUUUUUUUUAUAAAUUAAGUAGUGUUUAGAUGGGUUCAGAGUUUGUACACUGUUGUUAUAAUAAUCAGCCAGAAAUGUCAAAUGAUUUUUGUAUGGAUAAUUAACAUAUGCCGCAUGCAACAACGCCUGUCUGGAUGGAUGGAAUUGGGACAAGUGUUCAAGUUGCUUUGAGGAUAAGACCACAACUAUCAAAAGAAAAGAUUGAAGGAUGUUUGCUGUGCACCCAAGUUACCCCAGGAGAGCCACAGGUGACUUUGGGAAAAGACAAAGGGUUUACAUUUGAUUACGUGUUUGAUCAAGGCGUGCAACAAGAUGCAGUUUAUCAAUCUUGCAUUAAACAGCUUGUUGAAGGUUGUUUUGACGGUUACAAUGCAACUGUAAUUGCGUAUGGUCAGACAGGGUCGGGCAAAACAUAUACAAUGGGAACGGGAUUCGAUGUAACAUCGUCACCUGAAGACACAGGAAUUAUUCCAAGGGCAAUGGAUCAUUUGUUCGAUGGGAUUAAGCAACGUAAACAACAAGCAACAGAGGAAACUUUACCAGCUCCUGAGUUUUGUGUUACCGCCACAUUCAUCGAACUGUAUAAUGAAGAUAUUAUUGAUUUGUUUGACACAAGUGGCGAGUCUCUUGUUCGGGGUCGUUCAACACUACGUAUUCAUGAAGAUACAAAUGGUAGUAUAUGCAUUGCUGGAAUAUCAAGUCAUAUUGUUUCAAGUGCUGACGAGACAUUAAAAUGUUUGCACACUGGUGUUUUAAGUAGAAGAACUGCUUCCACACAAAUGAACUCCCAAAGCUCUCGCUCUCAUGCUAUUUUCACAGUUAAAGUGAAUCAAACAAGAGCAAAAACAAUCGAAAACAAGCAAGAUGAAGAUGGUACAAUAUUACAACAGGACACAAAUAAUGAGAGAAAUAUGGUUUUCGAAUCUCUAUCAGCAAAGUUUACAUUUAUUGAUCUUGCUGGUUCAGAAAGAUUGAAAAGAACCAAAGCAACUGGUGAUCGUGCUAAAGAAGGAAUAUCUAUAAACUGUGGUUUGCUUGCUCUCGGAAAUGUAAUAAGUGCCCUUGGUGAUGUGACAAAGAAAGGUUCACAUGUACCUUACCGAGACUCUAAGUUGACAAGGUUACUGCAGGAUUCCCUUGGUGGUAACAGUCGUACACUUAUGGUGGCGUGUAUCAGUCCUUCUGAUCGAGAUUUCAUGGAGACAUUGAACACGCUCAAAUACGCAAACAGAGCUAAAAAUAUCAAGAACAAAGUUGUUGCAAAUCAAGAUAAUGAUAGCAAACAAAUCAAAAUUCUUCGACAGCAUAUUGCGACUUUACAGCUUGAACUAACUGAAUACAAAACUGGAAAGAAGAUCAUAGAUAGUGAGGGUGUGGAAACAUAUAACGACAUGUUUCAAGAAAAUAAUCUGCUACAAAAAGAGAAUAAUAAUUACAGAAUGAGAAUGAAAGCAAUGCAGGAAACAAUUGAGACGUUGAAAGAUAGAAUUAUUGACUUGUCCUCACAAUUAGCGACUGCUGGUUUUGAUGGAACAAAUGAAAGUGAAAUUUCAAUGAUUUCUUCCUAUAUUAAAGAGAUAGAAGAAAUACGGACAAAGUACUUAGAAAGUGAACUAAUGUGCUCACGGUUAAAAAAAACAUUUGAUUCUCAACCAAGAUUUUCGACACCACUACCUCAAAACACUAAUGAUGAAAGUUUGCUUGAACUUGCAAAACUAAAUAUUGGUGAACUAGAACAUAAAAAGAAUAAAAUAUUGAUCCAAAAACAACCUCACAUUGCAGUACAUUCAAACUCAGAACGAGAAAAUAAUGCCAUGAGUGGUUGUGCUGAUGAUGGUUCAAGUGAAAUAUUGGAUAAUGAUUCUGAGGUCUCAUCCAAUGCAUCUAAUGAUGGAAUCAACUCAAUGGAUGAAGCAGAUGAAGUUACUAUUCAUGAAGAAAUCGAAAACAUUACACAGGAAAUUGAUUUGAAGCAGGAGCUUGUUAAUAAAGUGGAGAGCAUGCAAAAAAGAAUGGCUGCAAUGGAUAAACAGUACAUGGAAAAGUUAAAACUCUUAUCAGACCAAAUAAAAGCCACAGAAAUGGAAAGAGACAAAGUUUUGGAAACCCUAGGUUCUCAUUCAAGUGCUGACAAGGAACGAGAAAACAGCAUACGUCAGCAAUACCAGAAGCAAUUAGACCAACUGAAAAAGAACUUGUUAAAGUUACAGGAAGAGCAGAAACAUCAUAACAAGUUGGUUCGCGAACAAUCAAAAAAAGCGAAUCAACUUAAACAACUUAGAAAGGAUCUUGAAUCAAUGAAAGCAACAAAGAUUAGAUUACUUCAUCAGAUGAAAUCCGAUGAUAAAAGAAAUAAGGAACAUGAUUCGCGACGAAUGAAAGAAAUCUUGAAGUUAAAACGAGAAUUUCAGAAGAAAACUAAAGAGGUUCGAACAUUGGAGUUAAAAAACCAUCAGAAAGAUUUAUUGAUGAAAAGGAAGCAAGAGGAAGUGGUCACACUAAGGAUUCAUAUUUUCAUUUUAGGAAAUCUCAACUCGACAUAUGUUGUUGAACCGUCAUCGUCGUCUCAUGCAGUUGAGAUAUUAGAUGUUCAAGCGAAGGGUGAGCUUGUUCUACCUCAAGUUGUGCAAAGGAAAUGGAAAUCAAUACAGGACAAGAUGAACGAAAUGAUUUUGCAAAAGGAAACUAUUUCAAGAAUUGAGAAGCAGAUGGAACAUUUAUUGAAAGAACGAGAACGUCUUCGGAAAAAUAUUGAAAAAAUUAAACCAUCUGUACGUCGAGCACUGUGUGAUGAACAAGAUGCAAUGCAAGAAAACAUUGUUUAUGUAAAUGAGCAAAUUCAGAACUGUCAACUGGAGAUCAUGCAGGUUGAAGAAGCAAUGACUAGUGAUAGUUUAUUGUCGCAAAUUAUUCAAAAUUGUUCCUUAAAUGAAGCUCGCUUCUUUGUUGAAAGUUUUGUGUCUUUGACAUUGACCAAUUCAUCAUUGAUUGUUGAAUGCAGAUCAAGGUUAGAGGAAAUGGAAACUCGUUUGCAAGAAAGUGAACAAUCAGCCAAACAAGCUCAUGAACUCAUGCGAUAUGUUUUGGAAGAAAAGCCGUAUUUAAAUUGCAAUAUCUCUGAAUGUUUGACUGAAUUUAUAAGAGGUACAUACAGUGGAAGUAGCUCUAGCUCAAGAGAUUCAUCUCCAGAUAAAUCGGAUGAGAAUAAGUCAAUUUUAAAUAAACCAACAGCUUUGUUGGCUCCAAUUCCGCAUAUUGAGCAAGAUGAAACGGAAAUCACUGAAACAAAAGAAUUAAAAGCCAGAAGAAGAACUGCGACUCCACAGGAGUUGUUACAUGGAGGUAUUCAGUUUAAAGAACAAGCUGUAAAAUGUGAGAUAAACGAUUCCAACAUUAAAACACAAGAAUGCUUGGAUGAAACAUUGACAUCAAUUCCAUGCGAUGAUGAAGAUGAAGUUAACGUGAUCUCAAGUGAUCUGUCAAAGUUGGAAGAAAUAAAAAACAUUCCUCUUGAAACAACUGCUUUAAAAGACAGAAUUGCAUCUACUCAACUGCCAAGAUCGAACUCUGCACCUAAAACUCCAGAACCAUCAUCUAAAUCAUCAAUUCCAACCAAUGUUUUCAUGCGAUUAUCAAAAUACACACUUUCUUCACCCAUGACUGCCAAAGGUCAUAUGACCCCAAUUUCAAGCAAAACGUCAUCUGUUCGAUCUUCACUAUUGGAUUGUGUUCAAGUAGCCAAAGGUCACCAUAAAGCUGUCCUGUGCAUUCAUGCCACUGAUCAUUUGCUUUUCUCUGGUUCAAAAGACAGAACAGUUAAAGUUUGGAAUUUGGUUACUGGACAAGAAAUUAUGUCUUUGGAAGGCCACCCCAACAAUGUCAAUAUAGUAAAACACUGCCCCAUCAAUGGUCUUGUCUACAGCGUUUCAUUGUGCUAUAUUAAAGUGUGGGAUAUACGAAGCCAUGCAAAGUGCAUCCGGGUAUUGAGUUCAUCUGGUGGAAAUCAGCUUGUUGGUAACUUUAUGCGAACCAUACCUCGAACAAAUCGAAUGCCUGACAAUGAAAGUAUAAUUAAUGACUUAACGCUCAGCUCGGAUUCGAAAAUGCUUUUUUGUGCCACGACAACACACGCCAAAGUUGUUGAACUCAACAAAUUUGGUGUAAUUGGAAAACUCAUUGGUCACAAAGGGAACAUUAUGACGAUGUGUAUUCCCCGAUUGGGUAAUUCCACAGUAAUCACUGGAGCAAAGGAUCAUUUCAUAAAGGUCUUUGACUUGUCGAAUGGGAUUUCUGGAAAUGUAGUUCCUUCAAGAACAUUAGAACCUCCACACAUGGACGGGGUCGAAUUCCUUUUGCUCUCAACCAAUGAAAAUUUCCUAUUUUCUUGCUCAAGAGACAAAUCUAUUAAGAAGUGGGACAUGGAUACAAAAACAGUUGUCAGGUCAGAGUACGGUGCACAUGGAAAUUGGAUAUGCGCAAUGGACCUUGUGAGGUCGAAUAAUGACCAAGAGCUUCUUGUUUCUGGUGGAAGAGAUGGUUUGUUGAAACUGUGGGACAUGGAUCAACUGAACUCUGUCGGUUCAGUGAGGGCACACACGGACACCAUUAAUUGCAUCGCUUCAAAUAACACACAUCUAUUCACUGCAUCAAGUGAUCGCACCAUCCAGAUGUGGAAACAGGUGCAAAAUUUCAAAUAACACGAAAAGUGGAAUGUUGAUUUCGUGUUCAAGUUAGUUCAACUGUGCCUGGGUUUCUUCUUUUUUCUGCCUUACAGUUCUCUUACUUUAUUUUGCAAUAAACGAUUUAUUGUUAAAU